AUGGCUGAGGAUACAACCGUCAAACGGACACGUGCUUCCGGAGAAGUGCUUGAUUAUCUUCUACGAGAGUUCGAGAACAAUCACAACCCCAGCCCAGAGCUGCGGAAGGACAUUAGUGACCGCACAGGCAUGUCCGAAAAAGCGGUGAGAAUAUGGUUCCAGAAUAGAAGGGCCAAGCUCAGAAAGUUUGAAAGAAUGGGCAAGCCUGUUAAUCUGCCUGCGUUAAGCAGUCCUGUCAAUGGCAUCCCUAGUGGCCAGCGUUCUUACGCCAAUACCGCCAGUGGUCACUCGUCCAGAUCCAAUCUGCUCACGAAUAUUUCUGCCUCUGGUUUACGAAUGCAGAGCAGCAUCCCCAUCGAGCUCAACGAAAAGUACUGUUUCAUCGACUGUCUGUCUCUAUCUGUUGGCUCAUGGCAGCGGAUAAUCUCUGGCCAUCACGAACCACAGGCUCUCCACCACCAAUUAAUUAACUUGUCUCCUUUCACGUUGAACACAGUGAUGAACAAUGUGGACUUGAUGGUGAUUUUAUCUCGCAAGAACCUAGAGAUCAACUAUUUCUUUUCGGCAAUCUCCAACAACUCCAAGAUUCUAUUUCGGAUUUUCUAUCCAAUCUCCUCCGUGAUCUCAUGCCUGCUAUUGGACAACAACAUCAACAAGGAAAAUAACGAGUUGCGUCUCAAUCUUUCGCGCAAACCUAAGUUCUCUGUCUAUUUCUUCAAUGGUGUCAACGCUAACUUGAAUCAGUGGUCAAUCUGCGACGACUUUUCUGAAGGGCAACAAGUGAGUUCAGCCUACUAUGCCCAAGGUGGAACAUCUACACCCCACGUGUUGGUUGGUGUCAAAAAUUCUCUACAGUUUUUGAACACCUUUAUCACGGAAAAUAACCAGCUUCAGCACCAGCAUUACGUGCCAGCAUCUUCCAACUUAACGUCAAAUGACACCCCUCAGUCAUCUUACUCAGUUGCUGGUGAUCUUCCAGUCAACAACAUGAUGCCUGAUUCCAAAGAUUUCAUUUUGGACGAGGAAACAGCAAACAACGCCAACUUUCAAAUCAAGCAUGAGCGCUGGGAGGACUCUCCUCGUAGUGAGUUGGAGUAUCGCAUGAAGGGCCUUUCACCCAUACCAAACUUCAAUGGAAACUCUCCAGGGUCUCUGGAAAGCCAUCACUCUCAUUCCAACAAAACUUAUACUAAUGGCAGAACCAAACUGUCUGCUACAGACAUUAAUAAGAAAGAACCUGGCCAAUAUGAAGAGAUGUUUGGCUCGGCAACUUCAGAUUUUUUCAGCACUGUGCAAACGCCGAACUCUAAUUUAUUGAACGCUGCCGUGGCCAACCGUGACAAUGAAAACCUCAUCAACAGCCCCUCUACGAAUAUGCAAGCUUAUGGAAAUAACGAGUUCGAUAAGCACCACAGUCCACGAUCAGAUGCCAACAAUCUGCUGGAAUUGAGGUUCCGCAGAGGGGAGCAGGAUUUGAAUUUUGAUGGCUUGAGUGAUACACAAGGGAUUUACAACGCUGGGAGUGGAGAACCAGCGUAUGAUUUUGACAUUCAACAGGAGAAUUCCGGCGAUUUCCAGGCCAGUGAUCUCAUUGUCAACAGUCCAGCCGUUUCGAACUCUGCUGGUACACCAAAUGCUAACGGCGCACUGGUGAACCACGUGGACAAUUUCAUCGACUACAAUGCUCACUAUUAG
Molecule: messenger RNA, 1695 nt
Organism: Sungouiella intermedia
Lineage: Eukaryota; Fungi; Ascomycota; Pichiomycetes; Serinales; Metschnikowiaceae
Source: the annotation of a GenBank genome assembly